AUGCCAAUACCAACUCAAGAAAAAUGGAUGAGUAUAGCUAAUCAGUAUUACAGAUUAUGGAAUUUACCAAAUUGUGUAGGACCUAUAGAUGGAAAACACAUAAGAAUACAAAAAGUUCCAAAUACAGGGUCGACUAAUUUCAAUUAUAAGACAUACCAUUCAAUUGUUUUAAUGGCCUGCAGUGAUGCUGAUGGAAACAUCAUCAUGAUAGAAACUGGUUUCGCAGGUAGAAAUAGUGAUGGUGGUAUUUUUCGAGCAUCAAGAAUGGGUCAUUGGCUUGAAAGAGAUGGUUUGAAUUUGCCAAAAUUCGUAGCCGACGAAGCGUUUUCUUUGAAAAAAAAUUUAAUGAGACCAAACCCACGGAGAACAUUAACAAAUAAAAUACGAAUAUUUAACUACAGACUCAGUAGAGGUAGAAAAACUGUCGAGUGUUCGUUUGGCAUGAUGUCACAAAAAUUUCAAGUAUUGAUGUCACCAAUACGAUGCACUAACGAAACUACCGUAAACAAUAUAAUACGAUCAGUAUGUAUCCUCCACAAUUUCAUACGUAAAAGGGAAGGUCGGCAGUAUAUACCUUCCAUUGAUUUUGAUAUAAAUAAUCCAGAAGACUUCCAAGUACCCAACGAGUUUAUCAGGGAUAGCCAAGAUCAAAAUGAGUUGCCGAGGACACAAACGGCGAGUGAUCUCAGAGAAUAUUUGUCUUCAUAUUUUGUUAAACCUUAUGCAUCACUGCCAUAG
Messenger RNA from Metopolophium dirhodum (rose-grain aphid), 738 nucleotides. RefSeq lists its product as uncharacterized. The coding region runs from base 1 to 738 and encodes 245 amino acids. Lineage: Eukaryota; Metazoa; Arthropoda; Insecta; Hemiptera; Aphididae. The transcript has a single exon. The record is from RefSeq and is a predicted model, not a curated record.